AUGCUCACAAUUGAGUCCCUGUUCAACAGCAGCAGCUUUCUCGGUCAGCUGCGCGCCAUCGUCCACAUGUCGUCUUCACAAGCCCAGCCCGACUCCUCCGAGCGCGGGCAGCCUGCUAGGCGCAACAGCGAAGUGGAAUGCCGGCGAUUCACCAUAAGGCCCAUUACACGGCCCGAACCUGGGUCGCUGUACGACAUAAUGCACGAUUACGCUGGCACGAUGCUUUACGUCGUCCCGAUCUGCUGGACCGACCUCCAUUCUCAACUUCUUGGCGCGAGCUUCAUCGAACGCCCCGCCAUUGCCACGCCGGUUCCGGACCUCGACCGUGGAAUCUCUCUUGAGCCAUCUAGGAUGGCGCAAACACUGACAUCCGAGCUGCGCAACCUCGUUCGGAAGGAGGCAUCACCAGCCAGAGCCUUCUGCAAGACCCGCGCAAUAAAGCGCGUCAUGUCGACGCUGUUUCCCAACACCCUGUCUCGUCCCAAGACCGGUGCCGAACUUAAUCUCUAUUUUGGCCAGCGCAUCUUCAAAAAGGUGGUCCGCAUUCCGUGUCUCUGGAAGAGCCCUUCCGGCGCCGACGCCUCGUUCGACUCGUGCCCGACGUUGCCGUCCACCUCUUUCAGCCAAGUACCGCCUAGUGCCCGGGAAGCGGGUUGUGAAUAUGCGCCGAACAAGCCGAUGCUAGCAUACAUUGGCAGGGCGCAGCUCGCUGCUAUUCGCAGGAAUCUCUACGGGGUUGUUCGCGGCCCCAACAAUACACCAAACGAGCCUGUAGCCAGGCUCCAACGGCUGCGUUCCAAAAUGCUGAUCCCGGCAAAUCCCGAUCACGACCCGUACAUUGUCGCGAUCCUGCUCGCCAUGGCCCAGGCGCACUUCUACCGCGAGCCCUCGUCAAAAUCCUCGUCGCAGUCUGACGGUGGUCGCAAGAAAGUUCGCAUGCCACCGCCUUCUUUUCGAGACAUCAAGGUACAGGUCAUCACCCAUGAUGAAGGCAAUGAGAGCUCGCCAAACUUUAUCGUCUACACGGCUGUUGUGACGAAGACAUUUCUGGACCGCUUCAUGUAUCCGCACAAAGCGCCAACUCCUCAAGGCGGUGAAACCCUGGCCACGGGGAUGAGCAUCUCAUAUACUUCGGUCGGCUUUUGGCCCCUUCUCGGUCUCAAAGAACGUCUUGCCAAAGCCCUUGGGCGCGAGAUUGCCGGCGACCCUAUGUACGGGGAUCCCGAGCACAUCGCCCUUUGGGAUCCACUCGUGGAACCCCCGCACACGCCGCCCUACCAGUCCUUUACCCUCAAGCGCCGACGCGUUGAGAGGGACCCCCUUGCCGAAGUGCUGAACAGCAGCUUCGAGGAGGAGCCGCCUAGUAGCCCGGAUGAUCGGCCGGUGCUCAGUCCUGCGGCUAAGAGGAGAAGGACCACACGGCCGGUCAACACGUUGGAGGUAUGUUGA
Molecule: messenger RNA, 1449 nt
Organism: Canariomyces notabilis
Lineage: Eukaryota; Fungi; Ascomycota; Sordariomycetes; Sordariales; Chaetomiaceae
Exons: 2
Coding region: 1-1449 (482 amino acids)
Source: RefSeq, a predicted model, not a curated record